Clonostachys byssicola is the source of this 213-nucleotide messenger RNA. The record is from the annotation of a GenBank genome assembly. Lineage: Eukaryota; Fungi; Ascomycota; Sordariomycetes; Hypocreales; Bionectriaceae.
AUGACCAGGAGAAGCUGGAAGAAUCCAACUAGAAAGCCACGAAUGGCACGAGGAGAGUUUUCGGAAACAAAACGCUUGCAUGAUCCCACCGAUAAAUCCCGUAAUGGCAACGGCGAUAAGAGCGGGCUUUCUGCCCUUGCGAUCAGCAAUGGGACUGGAGAGAAGGGCACCGGCCACAGCUCCCGCUUGCAUCGUCGUGACAAGGUUGCCUGA